GCGGCGGCGGCUGCCAUUGCUGUGCGGUUUAAAGGUCCUCGCUUUCGCGUCGCUUGUUAGACACCACCAAUAACGACACCAAGAGCACGCGACGCGGGAUAGCGUCGACAAGAUGGACUUCAACAGACUGAUUUCGGAAGCUUCUAAAAACAAAGAGUCCGUCCGCACCGAGAAGAGGUAUAGCCUGGCUGUGGGCCCCCCAAAGAGAGACCCCAAAGUGAAGGGGGUGCAGUCUGCAGCUGUGCAGGCCUUCCUCCGUCGAAGAGAGGAGGACGAACGUAAAAAAGCCGUGGACGAUGAGAAGCGUAAGGCGGAGCUGCUGGCUAAGCGCAGCGAGCUUAAUACCACGCGCAAGGCCCGGGCGAUGGCAUCACGAACCAAGGACAACUUCCAUGGCUACAACGGCAUCCCCGUCAUCGAGAAAGAAAAGCCCACUCGACAGCAGCGGGAAGGGGAGCAGCACCAGAAGAAAAAAGAUCGCGAAAAGCACUGCGCUAGCGACUCGAGUGACGGCGACAGAUGCAACGUGCACAACAAGCACUCGGUGCAGGAAUCGGCCACCACCUCCAUUCCUGCCAAGCGACCGCGAUAUGACUCCGGCGCACCAGCACGGAGCCAGGAGCGGGUUCCGGGGGGUGUGGAAACGUCCAGGGAUAAGACGAAAAAGGUGGCAAAGGCGCAGUUUAAGGCGGCGCCAUCGCUGAGCUUCAUGGAGCUUCUGAAGUUGGCGGAGAAGAAGCAGCAUGAGCCCGUGCCGCUUGUACCGAAGGCGCCGCCUGUCAAGAAGGAGGUCGAUAUCAACGGACUCACACAGCUGGAGGUCCGGCAGCGGGAGUACCUGGAUACUGUCCUCAAAAAGAGGGAAAAGGGACAGCCUAGUGACAAGAAAGAAACCAAAGAGGACGGCAGGGACGGCAGGGACGGCAGGGAUGGCAGGGACGGCAGAGACGGCAGGGAUGGUAGGGACACCAGGGAUGGUAGGAACGGUAGGGACAUCAAGAAUGGUAGGGACAUCAAGAAUGGUAGGGACACCAGGGACGGUAGGGACACCAGGGACGACAGGAAUGGCAGGGAUGAUAGGGACAGCAGGGACAGCAGUGGCAGAGAGGGCAGCAGUCGGGGGCAUGCCUCUGCAGGGAAACCUGCACCAGAGGGUAAGGCUGCCCUGCCGGUAAAACUUAAUGGCUCAUCAUCUGCUGGUGCCAAGGUGAGCCGGCCCUCGUCAUCAUCGUCACCAUCGUUGGCAUCAUCAGCAAGCCUUAAAGGGCCCAGCAAACCUGUGAUUGUGAAGCAGACACCAGACAAAGAGAGCGGGAUUUUAGGUCUGUCCAAGCAGAGCAUUGAUCAGGAACCACGUUCCAAGAGCCAACAACUACCCAGAAUUUCGAGUAAACCUCCCCAUGGCAGCAGUAAGCCCAUCAGCAAUCCGUCAGCAAGACCGAGUGUUGAGCGCCAGGGAAUAAAGCCGGCAUCCAGCCAUGGACAACCGAGGUCCAGCCAAGGACCACCGAGGACUUCCCAGGGACUACCGAGGCCUUCCCAGGGACUACCGAGACCUGCCCAGGGACCCAGAAAACAAGCCGGUCCGGCUCAGGCACCAAAGCAGGCAGAACCACGGAGGUUCGAUACUGGGCCCAGGCUGGGAGUGCGGCUAUCUGGGCCCCACGAGGGCUCGGGAGGAGUUGUAGGGAGCCAGCCACGGUGCACCGUGGUGUCGGAGACCGUGUCCACCAGAGACUUGGCGCAGAAGCAGCAGGAGAGAGCGGCCGCGCUGGCGGGCCGGAGCCUCUCGCGGGGGCCACAGCAAGGCGCGACCAUGCCCUCGAGAGGGCCACCGCCAGGAGGGCCCAUGGGCAGGAAGCCUGGACCACCCAUGGCCUAUCGAGGGCCCCCUCCUGGGAUGGCACCCCCUCAUCGGCGGCGGAUUGAGGAUGACGAGGAGGAGGAGGAAUAUGACUCGGAGAUGGACGACUUCAUCGAUGACGAAGACGUGCCUCAGGACGACAUCUCGCGACAUAUCAAGGAGAUCUUUGGCUAUGACCGCAGAAAGUACAAGUACGAGAGCGACUCCGUACUGCGCUCCAUGGAGACGAGCUGGAGAGAACAGCAGAAGGAGGAGGCGAGAAGCUUGAGGCUGGGAGUCAUGGAAGAUCAGGAAGAUAUCAAGAAAGAGGAGGAGGAAGAGAAGAGGAAGAAAAUGCUUAAAGAUUUAAAGAACAAAAAGUUAAAAUGAAGGACACGAGAAGUUUUGUAAACAAAAGCCCAAAUGCAAACACUGCCCUUCCAUGCAAAACACGGUACCUGCAAAAUCGUCAAGAGGUUUGCCGGGCGCCGUGGUGUUCUCAGGCUUUGGACGGGCGUGUGGCGUGAACCUUCUAUGCAGACAGUGCAGCGUGAUGCGAUGUGUGGCGAAGCUCACCUUUGUCGAAGCCAGUGACGUGUUGGUUGAGUUUUGUGGGUCGGUGAGUCCUGAUGUCGUUACGCACAAGGAUGCCCCCUUGCCUGGCAGGGAGUUGUGGUCCCACUCGAAUGAAACUAAUAGUUUCUAGUUGGCGCUCUGUACAGCAGUGGAGUUGUAUUCUCUCAUGCACCUGUUUUUUUUCCCAGUAAGUCUAGUUUCAUACCAGAUGCCCAAACAGGAUCUCCCUGAAAAAUUCUUAACUUGGAGAGGCUUUCCUGCGCAAAGAAAUUCGAGCUAGAAUAAACAGACUCAAACAAAUCUAAGACUACAUUAGUCAGUGAGCUCAAUAUAUGUUCCUGUUUUUUUUCUUCCUGCAAACAAAAUAACCCUAAAUUCACCCAAUCUUUUGUGUAAGUAGGGUUGGCCUGCCACGUGUUGUAUGUAGAUGUUGGGGUUGUGUGGGGGCUAGGAGAUGGCAGUGCUUAGUCUCUCCCCCUCGUGUGCUUGGUGGAUUUUCUCCCAGGUAUUCUGGUUUCCUCCCACAUGCCAAACGUUCAUUCAUGGAAUUGGCCAAACGACCCAAUGCCAUACCUUCCUAAACAAUAAUACUGAGACCCAUUGAAAUAUUUGGUGGAUAAAUGUCAUCAAAUACAGAGCAAUACAAGCGUGUCUUGCUUAACGAGCGAGAUACCGUCCGCAAAAAUUGGGGUGGGUGGCCAGCACCAUGCCCACUCACCUUUGUCUCCAUCGUGGCGAUGUUUACACACUAUCAGGUACUCAUUUGAGGUUGAAUCGACCUAAGGGAGGCCCAGGACCAGUUGAGCUAAUGGUCACUGAGGUUGGCCGUAAGCGCGAGUCAAAACUGCUCGCUUGGUUUGUAGCGUCGGCGUGCUAACCAUUACACCACCACUCCUCUCCCGCCAUCCACCCAUUACAUCGCCACCAUGAGGCCCACUCUCCCCGACACGGAACACAAGGAGCACACAGCCCAGCUGAUAAACAAAUUGCUGCGGGCCACGGUGCAUGCGCCCCCUGCCGCCAUGGGACGCAUAUUUAUCGAUUGGUCUCUCACUUGAUAAACGCACAUUUUGCUCGUUUUGCGAACAAAUGUUUUUUUAUUUCCAAUUGCUCAUAGCUAAUUUUUAAGUAAAGAAUGCUCGUUAAGCCAGAUACCAUCCCUACAUCUUGUUCCUCAAGCACCCUCAGUACGGUUAAUCAAAAGUCCAUUAUUUAGUAAUUUUAAUUACUUCUAAUGGCAGUGGCAUCGGUUACAUGAAUUCCCAUGUAACAUUGUUUGAGUAAUGCAAUCACGCAUCAGCACGACUCGGACCCAGAUCAGAUAUUUCAUUGAAAGUGGAAAAAUUUAGUUGUGUUAUGAAGGUCUGUAACGUAUAUUAUACUAGGAUGUGUUGGCCAGUGAAUAUGUUUAUUUAUUCUCUUCUACUGGCCAUGUAAAGAGAUUGGGAGUGAAGUCUCAGUACUUCCAAGUGGUAGAAAUGUUUUCUUUAGUCCAUGGAUGUUACUGUGAAGUCUGGUUUAUCCUUUGACGAGGUCAAUGUGUGAUUCAUCUGUGUACAAGUCCCUUAAUCAUCACCUGUUCCAAAUAGAGUUUCAGUUUGUAUCAAACUGAUUAAGUGGUGAAAUCGUCAGUGGAAUAAGCAUGACACCCGUGUGUGUCUGUGUGUGAACGUGCUUUGCUGGCAUUGUGAUAGCGACGGAUGGUUUGUGGUGCCUGGCAACACGGAUUGCCCGAGCCCAACUUCGUGUCAGUCUGGGCACGUAACGGUUUUUCUUACAAAACAUGCAAGUAAAAAUAUUACGAUUCUUGCAAAGGAUGUGCAUCAUGAACGUUUCGGCUAAUUUUACAAACGGGACACUGCAAACACGACGGAAGAAACGGGACAAAAUAGUUGAUUAUUGGAUCGCAUUCAUCAUGCCAUUUGGUUUGCGGAGUUUUUGAAUCGUUAAGUUCUAGUCUGUGGAGCUGUGAGAGAGAGAGCAGAGCCUUGGAGUUUGUGGCACUAACCCAAACUUACAUGCGGUGAUUUUUCUUUCCCGAUACAAGAAUUUGUCACUGCUUUGAACUCGCGAUGUGCUCUCAUUUCCGUAGGAAGUGCUGUUUCUAGCCUAGACCGUUAUUGGGCAAUGAACGAUAUGAUGACAAUUUCCUUUGUCGUUUCCUGUAACUUCACUUCCCGAUGGAAUAAGACCAUGACUAUGGGUGAGUUAUUGAAUUAGAAUUUAAGUCAUGUGCUCAUCUGAUAGCUGCUGUCAAGGUCUCUGCUUUAUUGCGUCAUCUGCACUUGAAAUGGUAAGACACAGUGCUGCGCAAUUCCGACGGUAGCAACCGAGCUGUGGACUUGAUGAUAAUCACUCAACCAUAAUGUUAUUAAUAUCAACACGUGGACCAGUCUCUAUAAGUGGAGACCGCUGCUGCAUAAGAUGAUCGACCAAGUGCCUAAAGCUCUGUUUCUGUGUAGAUUUUGCUAUUAUUUACCCCGCUAUCGCCUAAAGCCAAAGCUCUGGAUGUCUUUAGCAGGAGCUGCUGUGUACACAGGGCAUCUCGAUAUUGUCUUAAUUUCAGUAGAACUGCAUAGGCGUGACAGCGACUGACCUGCCUUGCUACCAUAUAGCAUACAUGUAUAGCGAGACUAGCUUGUCUUUUAAAGGGCAGUACAGCAAGUUUGUUGCUUAGGGGUUCUGUGUUUUCCCUUUCUAUGUGUCGGGUUUCUCUGUGCACUGCUUUUUCUGGGGGGCUUUUUUCCUACUGGAAGUAGAAUUUCUCAAAAAAGGAAUUGGCCAAACCAUCUCAAAUUGAGACCCUCUCAAAACGGAGUCUUGAAAAACUCCGUGUGGCCUUCAAACUUUAUUAAAACUGUUACAAAAUAAUUUGUGUCCCCCCCACCCCCUUUCUGUUGUGUUAUGGAACCUAUACAAUGCAAUGAUCUUGUCAAGCUGAUGUAAAUAGGAAGCUUCUUGAUGAUGGGAAGUAGUUUGGAGCCGCGUGUGAUUCCUGAAGGCCACGAUGAAUUUGGGCGACCCAGAGGGCAAUUGUCACCAGCAAUGAUUGCCAAGCCAGUUUUGCCUUUACAAGUUUUAGUUACCCAACUCGGUACCAAUUGUAUUGAACCGUUUCCCCAACUGGGCAACUAGGUUGACAACUUACACACAGGCAAGUCACAUGACCGAGGCUGUGUGCUCUGUAAACGAAUUAUUCCUUAAACCCAAUUUGCAACCAACACUUUUCACUGGCUAAACACAACUUUUGGCAUACAUGCCAGUGCCAUACUGUGUUGCAAUAGUUGCUUGUGUUGGAUGUGGUGCUGCUGGCACUUUUGCCAUUCAUGGCUGUAUUGUCGUGGCCAUCGGGCUUCAACGCGGUAGCAGCUUGGACAAAGUUCUGGAGUCGUGAGAUAAGGAAGGUAAACGAGCUAAAGAUUGUUCUCAAUUUAUACGAAUUGGUGGAUCUGGCCGGAUUUCCCCCUCCGACACCAAAGACUGCAGUCAUUUGCUGUAAUCACGUACCUAGAAAGGGAAACUUAUUUUAUUUAAGAUUCUACUUUACAAAAAUAAGAGUUGAGUGAUUAUGUUCACUUGAGACAGAGUUAAGUGAUUUACAAAGUAGCAUUAAGUGACUGGUUGGUGCCAUGCGUCGUGGUUUAUUCAAAAGCGCAAGUUCAUGUCCUGGUUUGUGCUUGGCUCGUAAUCAUCUCUUUGGGGCUGAAAACAUUUGUAUCACUUUUGUUGAAAGUCAAGAGUGGUCAUUCAAGGAAGAGAGUGAGCCCCCAUCCUGGCACUGUGGAAUUUCCACCAAUGUCUCUGAGCCCCCGAGUGGAGAUGAGCACUACCCUAUGCUUAGUUGAGCAGGCAGAUGCGUUGAGUCUUUGACUUAAGAUGAUGCAAUGCGAUGUGCUUUGUUCUGUGAUGGAUGAUUGGAAAUAAUCUGCCAGCCAGUCGCGUCCCCAUACAAAAAGUGACAUUGUGUUGGGGUGAGUGGGUGCAAUGCUUGCAAUGCUAUGCUGCUUGAAAUAAAUGCAUAUGCCGCGACAUUUAUUUAUUUUAUCGUAAAACGAAAGAGUAAAUCUAUUGUACAGUACAA
Molecule: messenger RNA, 6500 nt
Organism: Lethenteron reissneri (Far Eastern brook lamprey)
Lineage: Eukaryota; Metazoa; Chordata; Hyperoartia; Petromyzontiformes; Petromyzontidae
Gene: SPTY2D1
Product: SPT2 chromatin protein domain containing 1
Biological process (GO): nucleosome assembly; transcription by RNA polymerase I
Cellular component (GO): nucleolus
Molecular function (GO): histone binding; DNA binding
Source: RefSeq, a predicted model, not a curated record